AUGGCUACUUUUACUUUUCCAGAACCUAAUGAGGAAGAAUGUUUAAAGUUUUUAUCAGAUUUUAUCCGCAUUAAAUCACAAAGCAAAGCAACUGGAGAAUUGUCUGCUAUCCAAUAUAUGAACGAUGCAAUGGAGAAGAUUGGUUUAGAUGCGUCUGUUUACCCAUUUUCCGACAAGGUUGAUGGAUCAAAGAGAGCUAAUUCGGUUGGUGUGUGGAAAGGAACUGAAAAAUAUGAUGGGAAAGGUUUAUUAUUCAAUGGUCAUGUGGAUACCAAUCCUGUUACAGAAGGAUGGACGGUCGAUCCAUAUGAGGGUCUUGUUGAUGACGACUUCAUAUAUGGUAUUGGCGUCUCCAAUAUGAAAUCUGGCUGUUGUGCAUAUUAUAUGGCUGUUAAAACAUUGAUUGAUUCCGGGUUUGAAGUGUCAGGAGAUGUUGUACUAACUUACGUUGUGGGAGAAUUGCAGGGAGGAGUAGGUACAGUUGCACUUUUGGAAAGCAAGAUUAUCACCAAAGACACUGCAGAUUUCUUUAUAAACUGCGAACCAACUGACGUCGGUGCUUUGACAAUGCAUGCUGGGUCGGCAAUUUUUGAAAUUAACAUUAUUGGUGAUACAAGGCAUAUGUCUAAAAGAGAAGAAGCUACAGAUGCAAUUUUAGCUUCGAUGGAUGUUAUUAAGUCUUUGACUUAUAUGACAUUCUCCGAUGCUAGGUCUGAAAAGCACGAGAGUAUUAAUAGAUGCCAUAUCGGGUCCAUAAGAGGUGGGUUGGGUAGAGAUUAUGAAACCUGGAGACCUCCACAAGUCGCAGAUUUUGUUACUAUUACUGGUGCUGCACGAUAUGCUCCCGGUCAGUCUAAUGAAAUUGUAAUCAAUGACAUUGAAAGCAAGUUGAAAUCAGUUCAACAAAAAUAUCCCCAUAUGAAAUACGAGCUAUCAACUAUCAAGCAAGAUUUUAUGCCACCAUUUGAAGUUGACGAAAAUGCAGAGAUCGUGAGAAUUUUGAAUGCAUCUUAUAAGGCCGAAAAAGGAAUAGAUCAACCUAGAGGUAUUCUUAAACCACCUUGCUUCUAUGGAAGCGAUGCUGGCCAUUUAUAUGAAAAGUUAGGAAUGGAAGGAGUGGUCUGCGGACCAGGAGGUAAGUAUAACACUAUGCCAGAUGAACGGGUUGAUAUAGAAGACUAUAUUGAUUGUAUAAAAACUUUUAUGAGGGUGAUAGUCAAGGCUUGCGGAGGUUACAAAAAAAAGUAA
This is a messenger RNA of Priceomyces carsonii, 1248 nucleotides long. RefSeq names its product M20 family metallopeptidase. The transcript has a single exon. The record is from RefSeq and is a predicted model, not a curated record. Gene Ontology annotation, molecular function: hydrolase activity. NCBI's taxonomy places the organism in Eukaryota, Fungi, Ascomycota, Pichiomycetes, Serinales, Debaryomycetaceae. Bases 1 to 1248 code for a protein of 415 amino acids.